Antechinus flavipes (yellow-footed antechinus) is the source of this 5219-nucleotide messenger RNA. It is a transcript of the gene ARHGAP45, whose product is annotated as Rho GTPase activating protein 45. The record is from RefSeq and is a predicted model, not a curated record. Gene Ontology annotation, molecular function: GTPase activator activity. The transcript has 23 exons. NCBI's taxonomy places the organism in Eukaryota, Metazoa, Chordata, Mammalia, Dasyuromorphia, Dasyuridae. Gene Ontology annotation, cellular component: membrane. Gene Ontology annotation, biological process: signal transduction; activation of GTPase activity. The coding region runs from base 189 to 3662 and encodes 1157 amino acids.
GCCAAUGUGGUCCCAUCAGCCGCCAGACGUCAGGACUGAGGAACCGAGAGGAGGGCUGGGGAUCUUGGAGCCCCCCUGCAGGGCCCUGAGCUGGGCAACCAUCUCGGUCCCCUGGCCCUCUGGAGGGUGGCCGGCACUCAGCUCAGCCCUUUUCUUCCCCCACCCCCAGCUCAGGAGGCAGACACAUCAUGUUCUCCAGGAAGAAGCGGGAGCUGAUGAAAACCCCAUCCAUUUCCAAAAAGAGCCGGGCAGGAAGCCCCAGCCCCCAGGCCCCCUCGGAGCUUCCCAGGAAGGAUGCCUCGGAGCUCUCAUCUCAUGCCGCUGGACUGGACUCAUCUCCUGGAGGGACUAAGUUGGGCUCGGGGACUGUGGGCACUCUCAAGCGCCCCACCAGCCUGAGCCGCCAUGCUAGCGCUGCCGGCUUCCCCCUCUCAGCCCCAGGUACCUGGACACUGGGCCGGGGUCAUAGAAGCCCCAUGACCAACAACCCAGUGGAUGGCAGCGAUGGGCCUUUUGUGGAAGUGGAGGACAUCUCCCAGCUGCUGGCCCACGUGGCCCGAUUUGCCGAGGCCUUGGAGAAACUCAAAGACACGGUUCUGAGAGAUGAGCAACUGGAUGCUCGGCGACCAUUGGCCCACGAAUGCUUGGGCGAAGUCCUGCGGGUCCUCCGACAGGUCAUUGGCAAAUACCCCCUGCUCAACACUCUAGAGACUCUCACGGCUGCCGGGACCCUCAUCUCCAAGGUCAAAGGGUUCCAUUAUGAAUCAAACAAUGAGGCUGAUAAGCGGGAGUUGGAGAAGGCUCUGGAGACCAUUGCCGUAUCCUUCAGCAGCACUGUGUCCGAGUUCCUCAUGGGUGAGGUGGACAUCAGCACCCUCCUGUCAGUGCCUCUUAGUGACCAGAACCAGUCCGUGGAAAACCUCUAUGGAGACCUCUCGGGGCCGUGCACAGACAGCAUAUCCCCUGGUACCGAACCUUAUGGCUGCCUGCUGGCGGACGACGUGGACGUGGUGCUGCAGCGCUGCGAGGGGGGCGUGGACGUGGCCUUGCAGUACGCCAAGAACAUCGCCAAGUACAUGAAAGACCUCAUCUAUUACCUGGAGAAGCGGACGAUGCUCGAAAUGGAGUUUGCCAAGGGUCUGCAGAAGAUUGUCAACAGCUGCAAACAGACCAUCACCCAGGAGCCUCACAUGCCUUUCCUGUCCAUCUAUUCCCUGGCCCUAGAGCAGGACAUGGAGUUUAGCCAUGGGAUGCUGCAGGUGGUGACCACCCUGCAGAACCAGACCUUAAUGCAGCCCCUGACCCUGCGGCGGCUGGAGCACGAGAAGAAAAGGAAGGAGAUCAAGGACCAGUGGCAUCGGGCCCAGAGGAAGCUGCAAGAAGCGGAGACCAACCUGCGGAAGGCAAAGCAGAGCUACAUGCAGCGCUGCGAGGACUACGAGAAGGCCAAGUACCUGACCGUGAAGGCCGAGGAGGAGCAGGGCAGCGGCGGGGCGGCGGGCGCGGGCGGGGGGCCCAGCAGCGCCGCCACCAAGGCCCUGGACAAAAAGAGACGCCUGGAGGAGGAAGCCAAGAACAAGGCAGAAGAAGCCAUGGCCACCUACCGCACCUGCAUUGCCGACGCGAAGACGCAGAAGCAGGAGCUGGAGGACGUGAAGGUGAACUCCCUGCGCCAGAUCCAGGAGGUCAUCAAGCAGAGCGACCAGAUCAUUAAGUCGGCCACCAUCUCCUACUACCAGACCAUGCACAUGCAGACGGCCCCGCUGCCCGUCUACUUCCAGACCAUGUGCGAGAGCAGCAAGCUCUACGACCCGGGGCAGCAGUACGCCUGCCACGUGCGGCAGCUGCAGCGCGACGUGGAGCCCGACACGCAGUACGACUUCGAGCCCUACGUCUCUCACAACACCUGGUCGCCCUUAGUCCGGGCGCGGAAAUCCAGCUUCACGGCCAAUGAGUCGAGCGGCGGCACGGAGGGGAGCACGGUGGCGGGCUCCGAGGGCGGGGCGGUGCCCAAGGAGCGGCGGGGUGGACGGGGCCACCAGGUCCAUAAGUCAUGGCCCAUCUCCAUGACAGACUCUGAUAGCAGCUUGGACCCCAGCGCCAAUGGUGCAGCAGGGGACUUCCAGAAGAUGGAGCGGACCCCCUCCAGCGGCACCAUGUCAUCCAGCGAGGAGCUAGCCGACAAGGAGGGCCACGCCUCCGCCUUCGAACAGACAGACCUCAACGGCAUCGCCCCCGACAUCCCGGUACCCACCGGCCCCUUCCGAAACGUGGGGCUCUCCAAGGCAGCGCAGACCCACCGGCUUCGAAAGCUGCGCACUCCUUCCAAGUGUCGUGAGUGCAACAGCUACGUCUACUUCCAGGGAGCUGAGUGCGAGGAGUGCUGCCUGGCGUGCCACAAGAAAUGUCUGGAGACGCUGGCCAUCCAGUGCGGCCACAAGAAGCUCCAGGGAAAGCUCCAGCUGUUCGGACAGGAUUUUCAGAAGGCAGCCCAGGGCACCAGUGACGGCAUCCCCUUCAUCAUCAAGAAGUGUCUGUCUGAAAUCGAGCGGCGGGCGCUCAGAACCAAGGGAAUCUACCGGGUCAAUGGCGUCAAGACCCGUGUGGAGAAACUCUGCCAGGCGUUUGAGAAUGGCAAGGAGCUGGUGGAGCUGUCCCAGGCCUCCCCGCACGACAUCAGCAACGUCCUGAAACUCUACCUGCGGCAGCUGCCCGAGCCCAUCCUUUCAUUCCGCCUCUAUCAUGAACUCAUGGGGUUGGCCAAAGAGAGCCUUCAAGCCGAGGCAGAAGCCAAGGCGAGUCGGGGCCGAACUGAAUCUGACAGAGACAAGGAGCAGGAUACAGAAGCCAUGAUAAGCAGGCUCCGGGACCUGUUAAAGGAGCUGCCCCCAGAGAACAAAGCCACGCUCAAGUACCUCAUUCGGCACCUUCGGAGGAUUGUGGAGGUGGAGCAGGACAACAAGAUGACUCCUGGCAACCUGGGCAUUGUCUUUGGGCCCACUCUCCUACGCCCCCGGCCCACCGAGGCUACUGUGUCUCUCUCCUCCCUGGUGGACUACCCCCACCAGGCCCGCAUUGUGGAGACCCUCAUAUCCCACUACAAUGUGAUCUUUGAGAUCCCUGCUGGGGAGGCGCAAGAGGAGAGCCCCGACAGUGAGGAUGGACCGGCUUCUGAGCAUCCUAGGGGUGAGAUACCCUUCUUGGAGGUGAGCGAAGACACACAGGAUCUGGAUUUCCAAACGGAGGCAUAUAGAGAAUCCAUUAACCGUUCCAAUGACUCGGACUCUGAACUAGAAGACAGCUCGGAUUUGCAAGUGUCCGACGGCGCCAGCGCCCUACGCCGACUCAGCCUCCUGAUGAAGCAGGAAAGCGAGACGAGCACGGAGGAAGGGUCCCAGAGCCACAGCGGGAGUGUGGAGUGGCUGGACCCCGUUGUCAGAGAGGAGCAGAGCGACGGCGACGACGAUCAGGAGCCGGGCAGAGAGGGGCUGGUCCUGCAGCUCUCCUCCUACAACGCCAACCAGUCCAACAACACCCUCCCGGCAGGGCUCGCCCCUGCCCCCGGGACUCGGCCAGGCGGCUGGCAGCUUCCCGCAAUCAGGCUGAGGGGUGGGAAGCUCACCAUGGGCACUCAUGGGGAAAGGCGGCCAGAGUUUGUGUGAACGGAGGCAAUCAGCAGAGGAUUUGAUCUCUGCUACAAAGUUUUGGGGAAGUAAUACUAUUUGAGACAGAAACCCGUAGAUCUGCAGCUGGUUCUGGGCAGAGAUGGAGCUGCUCCAGAUGAUGUUCUGCAGAGCUGCACAAAGGCAGCUUUGUCGAAUGUAGAUCAGUUAGACAAGGCUGCCACAGCUCCAGUCAUCCCAGGUCACUUUUUCCCUGGUCCCCCUAUGGGAGUUUCACUGAGUUUUUUCACUUUUUUUUUCUCCAUGGAUGCGGAAAUAUCUCCAUCCGGGGCAUCCUAAUUCCUGCUAUCUGGCUUGCUGCUUCAGAGGGCCAGAACUCUUAUUUUAAAACAAUGGGUUGCUUUUUUUUAAAUGGUUUUAAUUUUUAUUUUUUUGAUGUUGGGAGGCGAAGGAUCUCUCAAGGGGGAAAUGUAAAUAUGAUGUAUCCCCUGAGCCAUCUUGGAUUCAGUGCCCCCAGAGACCCAAAUGCUUUUAAUGUAUUAUUAUAAGAGGUAGGGAGUAGGCGGGUUCCUUCUCUUUUAAAGCUGGUCUCCAGUAACUUUACCAGGCCCCUGGUGGGCCUAGCGUGACUAAAAAAAUGAACCUGACUUCCAGGCUACAACCUUUGUACAGCAUUAGGUUCCUGAUCUACUAGGAGCUCUGGUGGGCGAACAAGACUUUUAAGCUUUGCAAAAUCUGCAAGUGUGAUCCUUCACAGGUAGAAGUUCAAACAAAAACCCAUUUUUCUAAUUCAGACCUAGCCUUCCACCUCUCUCCCAAAGAUUCUGAGGUGUCUGUCAGGGUCACUUUGAUCCCAGUGGGGUGGUCAUGGCUGGACUUAUUCUCACAAACUGGGAAAAUGCCUUUCCAGCUCUGGACUACUAGUAUGUAGUCAGAAGUGCACUUAGGAGGAUCCUGAGCCAGGAGCUAAUCUGGAUGUUCCCCCCACUGAUCCUUUAGAGCAUUUCCAGGUGACAGCAGUAUAAAAUGUCGUGGGAAUGCUGGCCAGAUUCUUUUCUCCCUGACGUUGACUCGUACCGCUCAGUUCAUAUACCAUCCUUACCAACUUGCCAAAACUUAACUCUCAUUAAAACCAUUUAAGUAUACACAUCAACACUGCUUUAAGGCUCACAAAAAGCUUUCCUCCCAAUAGCCCAGGGAGAUCACAUGCGAGGUUCCUCCUUACCAAAUGGUUGCCCAAGGCUAGGGUUAUAAACUUGUUCCUGGUCACCCAGCCACUGUUAAUGGUAAGAGCUGAGAUCCAAGUUUGAGUCUCAAGUCUUUCCUUUGUGCCAUAUGGAGCGCUCCUGGGUCUCAUUUUCAUCCCUUAGCAGGAUAUGAAGCUUGCUUGGGGCUGCUUGUAGAAACUCUCGAAAUAAAGAUUGUUCUACAAACUGAGACACUGUUUCGGCUGUGGGCAAAGCAUGUUAGCUGCCAUGGUCGGAGAAAUCUCUCUAGUGGUCCUGUGGAAGCACAACACUCGUGGUUUGUACAAAUGUUUAUUCAUCUUGCUGGGAAUUCUGAAAUGCAUUGCUUAAAAAUAAAAUCUGGAGCUCA